AUGCAAACCUGCUCAGCCCUGACGCUGCUGCUCCUGGCUGCCUGCAGCCUGCCUGCUCUCUGCUCGCCCCCUGAGCCCAGCUGCCUCCACUUCCCAGAGCUCCUGCCUGCAAAGCUCAGAGAGCUGAGGGUCAAGUUUGAGGAAAUUAAGGACUAUUUUCAAUCAAAAGAUGAUGAACUUAGCAUCCAGUUGCUGGGCUCUGAACUGCUGGAUGAAUUUAAGGGCACCUUUGGCUGCCAGUCGGUGUCGGAGAUGAUGCGGUUCUACACAGAGGAGGUCCUGCCCAGCGCCAUGAGGACCAGCACACAUCACCAGCAGAGCAUGGGCGACCUGGGCAACCUGCUGCUGAGCCUGAAAGCGAUGAUGAAGCGCUGUCACAGAUUCUUCAUGUGUGAGAAGAGGAGCAAAACCAUAAAGCACAUCAAGGAGACGUUUGAUAAGAUGAACGAGAAUGGGAUCUACAAGGCCAUGGGAGAGUUUGACAUUUUCAUCAACUACAUUGAAGAGUACCUGCUGAUGAAGAAAAGGAAGUGAAUCUGUCCAAGGGACUGCACCUUUCAGACACAAACCUGCUAUUUUUCCCAGAUGUCCCGUUGAGCUGAGAGAAGAAAGGAAAUAUUAAGUUAUUCUAGAUACAGGUCAUGAA
Messenger RNA from Colius striatus (speckled mousebird), 646 nucleotides. It is a transcript of the gene IL10, whose product is annotated as interleukin 10. The coding region runs from base 1 to 534 and encodes 177 amino acids. Gene Ontology annotation, biological process: immune response. The record is from RefSeq and is a predicted model, not a curated record. Gene Ontology annotation, cellular component: extracellular region. Gene Ontology annotation, molecular function: cytokine activity. Lineage: Eukaryota; Metazoa; Chordata; Aves; Coliiformes; Coliidae. The transcript is spliced from 5 exons.